Dimorphilus gyrociliatus is the source of this 2613-nucleotide messenger RNA. The record is from the annotation of a GenBank genome assembly. Lineage: Eukaryota; Metazoa; Annelida; Polychaeta; Dinophilidae.
AGUCGACGCCAGUUGUUGGAAUGCGUUGCCUAAUGAAAAGUUUCUUGGCAAAUGUUAAGGAUUUUUCUACCACUAUCUGGAAUUUAAUAAAUCAUCGGACUACGCUAAGAUAAAGACAAUGAUCGAUUCUUCAAAUCUUACUCAAUAUGUUCUUGAAAAUUAUGGACGUAAACGGCAGGAUUUAAGCAUAGUUAUUCCUAUGAUAAUAAUCUACAUUAUUAUCUUUAUUACUGGUGUCUUUGGAAAUGUUGCAACAUGCCUUAUAAUUGCAAAAAAUAGAUAUAUGCAGACACCCACCAACGCCUACCUCUUCAAUCUGGCCGUCGCUGAUCUCAUAGUUCUGAUAUUAGGUCUACCGCACGAAAUUUGCAUAACUUGGCAAACUUAUCCAGAUAUUUUUGGUGGAAUUUUUUGCGUGGCUCGUGCCCUUAUAGCCGAAACAUCCACAUACGCUAGUAUAUUGACUAUUACUGCGUUUACCGCUGAAAGAUAUGUUGCUAUAUGUCAUCCCAUGUGGUCGCAUACCAUGUCCAAGAUAAAAAGAGCCAUAAAGAUAAUUAUAAUUAUCUGGUUUGUAUCUCUAGUGUGUGCAGCACCCUUAGCAAGCCAAUUCGGCAUAAAGAAUUUACAGUGGAACAUAACCGGUGAAGAGAUUGAUGGAACCGAAAUAUGUGAUGUCGUCAGACCUUUAGAAAGGGUUUUUGAAAUCUCAUCCUUUCUUUUCUUCUUUACACCAAUGACAGUGAUUGGUGCCCUCUACGCCCUUAUAGGUUGGACGAUAAGAAAAAGUACGAUAAAUAGAACCGGUAGCGAUAUAUCUGAUCAAAGUGGACAUCCAACCGAUUUUCGUACUCAACAACAGUCUAGAGCCAGAAGAGCUGUUUUAAAGAUGCUAGGUAAAUAUAACACUUGUUAAGUUUUUAAUUUUAUCGACAAAAAUAAUACUGACCUAGACGCUAUUGUCUUUAAUUAAAGCGCAAAAAUUCUCUGUUUCUUUCAAGUUUUUUCUCCUAGAUAAUCAUAUACCUAAAUUAAACCAAUUUAUGUGACGCUUUUCAGACAUAUGUCAUGGUUUUGUAUUUUUUUUUUGUUGAAAAAAAAUUUCACUCUUAUGAUUUUCUAAAAAAAAUAUCACAAGAAAAUAGGAAAAAAUAACUAGGCUGUUUUCUUAAGCGUCCAAUUUAUCAAAGGAAACGAUUCCAGUCCGAAUAGUUAAUGGGCGGUUAGUGACGUAAAUUUUUAUCAUAGGGAAAUAAAUCCUAGAAGCUACUGGUUUCUUUUUCUUUCAAUUUGAUUGUUUAAAUAGUAAAGAAAUUGGCUAUGUAAUUAGUUUGUAUUUCUCACGAGGAAUCGGAAGAUCGCAUGAUAAAAGAGAUUUUUUAGAUUUCAUGCGUUAAAAACCUUUCAGAGUAUCUUUCAGUAAGGAUUUCACGUUUGGAUGGUUCGGAUACGCUUGUCCGAGCUUCUUUAGCGUUUUCUUUAUCAAUAACCAAAAAUCUUUUCCUAGUUGUCUUUCGAUAAAUGCAUUAAAGAGGAAAGAGGCUUCCUACUAAUACCUUGCCCAACCAAUAAUCCUACUGUACCAUUCACCUCAACUUGUCAAUCUUUUCUCAGUUUCUCAUUCUCUCCCACUUUUUUCCUUUCCACGUCCCUACUUUACAUUUUUCCUUGUCUGCUAUCCAUCAAUUCCCAGCGUCUAAGUCAGCACCAUUUUUAUAGCUGCCAGUGUCAGUUUCUUUUAGGAUUGACCUUGUGCUCAAUUAGGGUUAAAUAAAUAGUAAAAAAUCUAUUUUAAAUAAAUUUAGGCAAGAUCAUUCUUGAUUUAUUUAUAUAUCAAUCUAAUAAUAAUGAAUAGUUGUGAUAAGGACACAUUUAGGAAUAAGUCAUGAUCUGAAUACCUGUGAGCUUGCAAACAUAAGUUUUAUCAAUUAUACUAUGUACGAAGUCCUUGAUAUUUCCCUUUUAACAAGCUCUUUGAUGAAAACUUGAAGAAAAUGUCAUAUAAAAUUUAACUAACUCUCAGAUUAGUAGAAUGACAGAUUGAUUGAUUAACCUUUAAUUCCCUAUCUUACUUGAGGUAUUAACUCAUUUGUUGCUCCUUCUCUUUUUCAAUAGUUAAAUAAGAAUGAAAAGAGAAAAAUUCUCAAGUAAAUAGUAAAUUUAUACCUUUCUUUUCUUUCUUCUUUUUUCCUUGAAGAAACUACCUUCCUUCCUUCCUCCGUUUCGUUUUUUACUUUUUAGUUUUAUCUUUUCGUAUCAUUUUAAUUAAUCAGAAGAUAAUUUACAUUAUAAAAUUCGCUCAAUAACUAAUUUACUAAUCAGAUAAAGGAUAAUAGGCCUAAUAAAAAAUAAGUACAGUAUACAUUUUUUAAAUGCUAAACCUAAAUAUCUAAGUCAAGGGCGAAUGAGUAAACAGUAUUGAAGAGAAGAAAUAACUAAGCAAGAGGAAAGGACAUAGUGAAAAGAGAAAGAGAGAGAGAGAUAGAGAGAGAGAUAGAGAGAGAGAUUCAAAAGAAGUAGAAAAAUUGCAUACUCUAGUAUCUUCUUUUUAUUACUGCUAUCUUUUAUUUUUUUAUCGCAUUCUCAACACCUUUAAGUAAAAAUUGUAGCAGA